AUGGAGACCAAGGGAGCUGCCAGCCGCAAGAGGGCGAGGUCGAACAGCCGAGGCGGAGCUGAUGAUGGCGCUGCCAGCCCGGUGGCCGCCUCCGAUCGGUCCCACAAGAAGAUGAAAAUCGAUGACGACUCAUCGACCUCCGGCAGUGCGCAGGACACUACCCCUGCCGUACAGUCUGCGCCUGCAGUCUCGAAAUUCACGAGGAAGGGCAAAAUCUCGAUCAAUUUCGAAGUGAACGAUGAAGAUGCCAGCGGCAAGAGGCCGCAACAAUCUGCCAUCGCCGUCGCAUCGUCGACGGAGACGGUCACGGUGCAGCCCGCGAAAGCAAUCAUAUCAAAAUCUUCAUCAUCUGAUGAAGCGAAGAAGAAGAUGAAGGAGAAGAAGGUCAAGAAAGACAAGAAAGAGAAGAAGAAGGACAAGAAGAAGGACAAGAAGGACAAGAAAGAGAAGAAGUCAAAGAAAGACAAAAAGGAGAAGAAGAAGAAAGUGAAGGAGGAUGCAGAGAGCACAGACAACGACGACGACAAGGGAGACAGCAACGACGAGAAGGAAGUCACAGCGGCGAAGACGACCAAGUCGAAGAAGAAGGAGAAGAAGGAGAAGAAAGAGAAGAAGAGCGAAGCGAGCGCCAGCGAAGACGGAAAGAGGGUCCACGAGCUGCGGAAGCACGAGAAGAAGCUCGACCUGUCGCGCAGCGGGCAGCAGGACGGCGCCAACGCCGUCACCAACACCGUCGAGGUGGCCCACGUCAAGGGCCUCCACCCAACCAUCGUUCAGAAUCUGGAGCAGCAGUUUGGUAUCGCGCAGUUCUUCCCGAUCCAGGCCCAAGUCAUCCCCGUCAUCCUGCGCAGCACGCUGCUCAACCGGGUGGUGGUCCGGCUGCGCGCGCUGGUGAUCCUGCCCAACCGCGAUCUGGCGCUGCAGGUCAAGUCCGUCUUCGAUCUCCUGUGCGAGGGAACCGACCUCAAGGUGGAGAUUGUGGUGGGCCAGAGCUCCUUCCGCAAGGAUCAGGAAAAGCUGGUCCAGGGUGAGGAGGGACCGGACGCCGCGGACCUGCGCGGCGCCUCAACAAGCGAGGCCGAGGCCGGCGACCGCUCCGCGCCCGCGCUCAAGGAGUUGGUAGACAUUCUCAUCUGCACACCCGGACGUUUGAUGGAUCUGUUGAACCAGACGCGCGGGUUCACGCUGCAGCACCUGCGCUUCCUCGUGAUCGACGAGGCCGAUCGUCUGCUGGACCAGUCGUUCCAAGACUGGCUCAACAAGGUCCUCCAAGCCACCCACUCCAGCACACAAGGGCGGGUGUACGGAUGCGUCGACGAGACGGACCAGGAGGCGCAUCUCCGGAUCGAUGCCCGCACCAUGCGGCAGCUGACCAGCGUGCGGUCCGUCCACCUGUCGUCCACCGCCCUCCACUCCAUCAUCCCCGAAGAACCCGAACCCCUUCAUAAGUUGCUGUUCUCGGCCACGCUCACCAACAACCCCAAGAAGAUCGCCGCGCUUCGACUCAACAACCCGCACUUCUUUUCGGCCACCUCCACCGGCCUCUACAAGAUGCCCGAGAAGCUCCAGGAGUACAUGGUCAUCUGUAGCUUGGCCUACAAACCGCUCGUGUUGCUGUACCUCCUGGAGAUGUUCGACUUCAAGCGCACGCUGUGCUUCACCUCGUCCGUCGAAUCCACACACAGGCUGUACCUGCUGCUGACGCUGAUGGGCCAGACGGGCGUUGCCGAGUAUUCGUCGACGCUACCGCAGCGCAAACGCACGCAGAUCAUCGAGAAGUUUGCCAAGGGCGACAUCAAGAUUGUGAUCGCGUCCGAUGCUAUGUCGCGCGGGUUGGAUAUUGAGGACGUGGAGAACGUGAUCAACUACGACGUGCCGCCCUUCAUCAAGACCUACGUGCACCGUGGGCCGAACUGCGCGAGCAGGCCGGCAGGGCAAGACGUACACGCUCCUAUUGAAGUCGGAGGCGCACCACUUCAGGUCCAUGCUCAAGAAGGCCGAGCACUCCACCAAGGUACGCUGCGGCCCCGACCAAACUGCUGCCCCCCUCGAGGGAGGGAAGCACAGUGA
Molecule: messenger RNA, 2070 nt
Organism: Acanthamoeba castellanii str. Neff
Lineage: Eukaryota; Discosea; Longamoebia; Acanthamoebidae
Product: DEAD/DEAH box helicase domain containing protein
Exons: 11
Coding region: 1-2070 (689 amino acids)
Cellular component (GO): nucleus
Molecular function (GO): nucleic acid binding; ATP binding
Source: RefSeq, a predicted model, not a curated record